Messenger RNA from Lottia gigantea (owl limpet), 2749 nucleotides. RefSeq lists its product as hypothetical. Gene Ontology annotation, biological process: clathrin-dependent endocytosis; intracellular protein transport. Gene Ontology annotation, cellular component: cytoplasmic vesicle; AP-2 adaptor complex. The transcript is spliced from 11 exons. Gene Ontology annotation, molecular function: clathrin-cargo adaptor activity. Bases 187 to 1497 code for a protein of 436 amino acids. The record is from RefSeq and is a predicted model, not a curated record. Lineage: Eukaryota; Metazoa; Mollusca; Gastropoda; Lottiidae.
CAAAAAUGUAUGACUGUACACCAAUUUCAAGUUCGAUCCGUAACUUUUAUUACCAACAAUUUCACAGGAAACACCCCCAUCAUCAUAAUUUUGAGUUAAUUAUGCCGCAAAUAUAACCUUAUCAAGAUAUUAUUGGUGUAUUUUAUUAAGUGCUGAGGUUUAAGCCUCAUACUAGAAACCUAUAAAAUGAUUGGUGGUAUGUUCAUAUAUAACCAUAAAGGUGAAGUUCUCAUCUCCCGAGUUUACAGAGAUGAUAUUGGACGUAAUGCUGUGGAUGCUUUUAGAGUGAAUGUAAUUCAUGCCAGACAGCAAGUUAGAUCUCCUGUCACUAACAUAGCACGAACUAGUUUCUUUCAUGUGAAACGAUCUAACAUCUGGUUAGCUGCAGUCACCAAACAAAAUGUCAAUGCAGCCAUGGUCUUUGAAUUUCUAUUCAAAAUGGUAGAAGUUAUGCAGUCUUACUUUGGAAAAAUUUCUGAAGAUAACAUCAAAAAUAACUUUGUUUUGAUCUAUGAAAUUUUGGAUGAAAUAUUAGAUUUUGGUUAUCCCCAGAAUACAGACACUGGUAUUUUGAAAACAUUUAUUACUCAACAAGGUGUAAAAUCACAGUCCAAGGAAGAAACCGCACAGAUUACAUCCCAAGUUACAGGACAGAUUGGAUGGCGCCGUGAAGGUAUUAAAUAUCGACGCAAUGAAUUAUUCCUGGAUGUCCUGGAAUCUGUUAAUCUCUUGAUGUCUCCUCAAGGACAAGUAUUGAGUGCCCAUGUAGCUGGGCGUAUCGUUAUGAAGAGUUAUUUAAGUGGUAUGCCAGAGUGUAAAUUUGGUAUUAAUGAUAAGUUAUUGAUGGAGAGUAAAGGAAAGAGUAGUUUAGAUGAUAGUAGCCGUGGUGGAAGUUCUGCUAAAACAGCUAUUGCUAUUGAUGAUUGUCAGUUCCACCAGUGUGUUAAACUAAGUAAAUUUGAAACUGAACAUAGUAUUAGUUUUAUACCACCAGAUGGCGAGUAUGAAUUGAUGAAAUAUCGUACAACUAAAGAUAUCAGUUUACCAUUCCGUGUGAUUCCACUAGUCCGUGAAAUUGGUAGACAAAAGAUGGAAGUAAAAGUUGUAGUCAAAUCUAAUUUCAAACCUUCACUAUUGGCACAGAAAGUCGAGGUACGAAUUCCCACCCCCCUCAAUACCAGUGGAGUUCAGGUUAUCUGUAUGAAAGGAAAGGCCAAAUAUAAAGCAAGUGAAAAUGCUAUAGUUUGGAAAAUCAAGAGAAUGGGUGGUAUGAAGGAAUGUCAACUUAGUGCUGAGAUUGAACUACUAAAUACUAAUGAUAAGAAGAAAUGGACUAGACCUCCUAUAUCUAUGAACUUUGAGGUACCAUUUGCCCCAUCAGGAUUUAAAGUACGUUAUUUGAAAGUAUUUGAACCGAAGAUGAACUACAGUGAUCAUGAUGUUAUUAAGUGGGUACGAUAUAUUGGGCGUAGUGGAUUGUAUGAAACCAGAUGUUAACAUAGUUUAAUCACCAUACUGUUAAUACAGAACAACCCCUAAAACACUGCACCUUGCUGUUGAAACUCAAUUUAACCCUACCAAAGUGAUAAUAUUAGGAAACAGCACUUUAACAGCAUCUAUUUGUUAAUAAAACUUGAAACAAUGAAUUUGAGUGAGUGGCCAAUAAUAUGGGACAGAUCACUGAAAUCAUUAGUUCAUUUUGAAAUUAUAUUUAACUUUAAGAGAUAUGAAAGAUAAAUCAUUUUAAUACCGCUCAGAUCUAAAGGUCCAAGUGAUGGCUUUAUCAUUAAAUUCCUGAAAUUACACAGCUGUAACUGCUUUAGUGACUACUAGAGUAUAUGUUACUCUAUAUCUGUAUGUAAGGAUCCUCUUGGGUAACUUCCAAAAUCUAUUUCUCUUUACUAGAUGUUCUUUGGUGAUGAAUAUUGGGUCGGUUGAUUGAUUAUAGAUAGGUGAAUGUUUGCGUAAAUUUUAGAUUGAAAUAGAGAUUAUUGCAUUUGUUUUAAGUUUUGGAUUGGAGAUUAUUUUUCGUUACUAUGGUUAUGUUAUAUUAUUGGUGUCACAAUAUUAAUGUAUAAAUGUGCAGAUAUAAUGAACUUUUAGCCUUGGCUCUUAGCUGUGUAAUGUUAUCAACAUAUUGACAUGUUUUGUAGUUUAUCAUCUAUAGUUAACUUAGAAUAAUUAGAUACAAUGAUAGCAUAAGAUAAACACCUUUUUAAAUAAAUAUUCCUGUAAACAAUAGUCAAUAUGCAUGUGUCUUAAUAUAUAAAGAAACUAGAAGAUAGCAGAUAAAAUGUUGUUUUUUUUAUAUUAAAAUCAUGUAUCAGUCAGAUGUAAAUGACUUAAAAAACAUUGUCCAAACUAAUCUUGCUAUGUAAAUGCUAUGUUUUCAUUUGUAUAAGAAUAGGAAUUCAUUGUGUGGAUUGUAUUUAGUGUUCUUAUAUGCUGUCAAAUAUGGAAAGUUAAAAAGUGCUUACAUUAGAUUGACACCCAAGGCAAGGCAAGUUUCUGUACACAGUUUAAGCAUUGAUUAAGUAUAACAUUCCAUUCUAUAUAGAACAAAAUUCUUAAUGCCUUCUCAAUAUCUAAAUUUGUAUAAUAAAGAACACUCAUUAGUAACUUGAAAAAUUUAUAUCAUUGAGUAAAAUUUUGUGAAGAAUUAAGUACUUAAAUUGUUGAAUGUUCACUUCCUUGCAAAUAUAUAAUAGCUAUAUGUUCUAGAUCAUUAAAAUAUCUAUCAACCCUCAAA